Gaeumannomyces tritici R3-111a-1 is the source of this 1812-nucleotide messenger RNA. RefSeq lists its product as hypothetical. Gene Ontology annotation, biological process: transmembrane transport. Bases 1 to 1812 code for a protein of 603 amino acids. NCBI's taxonomy places the organism in Eukaryota, Fungi, Ascomycota, Sordariomycetes, Magnaporthales, Magnaporthaceae. Gene Ontology annotation, molecular function: transmembrane transporter activity. The record is from RefSeq and is a predicted model, not a curated record. The transcript is spliced from 5 exons.
AUGGAGGGCUGGCGCGAGCUAGGGAACAACUUCUACGCGCUAAACAGGGCCAGCAUACGCAUGAUCACGGUCGAUCCGCAGUUCGACCUGGAGCGCUGCCACGACGAGGACGACGGCACCUCCGCCCGCGCGGUUAAGAGCGACUCGGUCGGCGUCGCCGGCAGAAGAAGAUCGGACUUGGAAGCGGCAGACAAGGGCCACGAUCCGUUCGAUGAUGCUUUUUCCGUGGAGCCGGAGCGAGGAGGCGACCACGAGUACAUGAGCGAGAAGCGGAACCCGUUCGCCGACGAGAAUGCCGAGGGGCUCGAGGGGCGGCGCAGCGUGAAUCCGCCGCCCGAGGCCGAGGAGCCGUACCACAUCUUUUCCACAAGGCAAAAGUGGCUCGUCGUCGUCAUCAUUGGCGUCACAGGCAUGUUCUCGGGCUUGUCGUCCAACAUUUACUUCCCAGCCCUCGACUCCGUCGCAAAAGCAACAACACAGGAUCUUAAUGUUAGCCUUAACGACGUUUCCCUCACCAUCACCUCUUACCUAAUCAUCCAGGGCAUUUCGCCGGUCAUUUGGGGCUCGCUGUCGGACGCGCUGGGCCGGCGGCCCAUCUACAUCGCCUCCGCCCUGGUUUACAUCGUGGCCAACAUUGGGCUCAGCUUCUCUCCCAACUUUGCGGUGCUGCUAAUCUUCCGGGGGCUGCAGGCAGCCGGGAGCGCUUCAACGGUCAGCCUCGGAAACGGCGUUAUCCAGGAUAUUUCUCCACCAGCCGAAAGGGGCAGCUUUAUCAGUUUCUACCAAGCCAUUCGAAAUUUUAGCAUCGCUAUCGGUCCGGUUCUCGGUGGCCUCCUCGCGAAUUUCCUGGGCUUUAGGUCCAUAUUCGUGUUCCUGCUCACAUUGUCAUCCAUUGUGCUGCUUAUGCUUAUCGUAUUCCUGCCUGAAACGAUGAGGAGGAUCGCGGGCAACGGCACCAUGCGCCUCAAAGGCAUUUACAAGCCCUUAAUUUACAAGCUCAAGGGCGAGCCCAAUUACAUGCGAGAGCCGGGCGAGGGGCUCGGUCGAAAAAAAGUAACCCUUUCAACGUUCUUGGAGCCGCUAAAGCUCCUGCUCGACAAGGCAGUCCUUUGCAACCUGAUAUUCGGCGGCGUUGUGUACGCGAUAUGGAGCAUGGUUACUUCCAGCACCACCGGUUUGUUCAAGGAGCGCUUUGGGCUAAGCGAGCUUUUCCUCGGGCUCGCCUUUAUACCAAAUGGGCUUGGCACCAUUGUCGGAUCCGCCAUCGCGGGCAAGCUCAUGAUGCGCGAUUACCGCGCGGCCGAGGCUGCCUACCUAGCUUCGAACGGCCUCCCCUCCAACUCCCGCUUACCCACUAAGGAGCUCCCCGCCGACUUCCCCAUCGAGCGCGCGCGCACGCGGAACUUACCUUGGAUCGCGGGCUUGUUCGCGGCCGCGACGGCGGUUUACGGCUUUUCGCUGCAGUUCCCGCGCCUCGUAUCGCUCCCCGGCUGGAUCGCACUCCCGCUGAUACUGCAGUUCGUAAUCGCGGGCGCGAGCAACGCCGUCUUCGCGCUUAACCAAACGCUGGUUACGGACUUGUGCCCCGGGCGGGGCGCGAGCAGCACCGCGGUUAACAACCUGGUUCGGUGCGGGCUGGGCGCCGUGGGUGUCGCGUUUGUCGACCCCAUGAUCGCGGCCGUAGGGCCGGGCGCCGCGUUCUUGGGCCUGGCGCUCGUGGUGGUUACUUGCAUACCGCUCGUGGCCGUGAAUUGGUUUUGGGGCAUGGAGUGGAGGGUGAAGAAGGUGGAAAGGGAAAAGGGUCGGCUAUAA